This is a messenger RNA of Triticum aestivum (bread wheat), 2741 nucleotides long. RefSeq names its product putative protein phosphatase 2C 24. Gene Ontology annotation, biological process: protein dephosphorylation. The record is from RefSeq and is a predicted model, not a curated record. The transcript has 2 exons. NCBI's taxonomy places the organism in Eukaryota, Viridiplantae, Streptophyta, Magnoliopsida, Poales, Poaceae. Gene Ontology annotation, molecular function: protein serine/threonine phosphatase activity. The coding region runs from base 124 to 1353 and encodes 409 amino acids.
UCUGUCCCGUCUGUCUACAUAGCCGCACGACGUUGCACUAUACGCGGCCCUCAACAACUUACGAGAGUUUCCCUCAUCAAAUCGAAUAAAAAAGAAGAACUUAGGAGAGAGAUCGUGACGAAGAUGGAGCUGCUGCACGUCAUGGAGGGGAGAGAGGAGAUCCAGCAAACCCUGAGCGAGAUCGACAGACGAGCCCUCGACGCCCUCCGCUACGCGUUCCGCCUCGGCUACCGAUCUCCCUCGUCUUCUCGCGAUGACCAAGACAUGGACGCCUUCAUCGCGUCCGUGCUGCCGCCGCCUGUUUCGGAGGACGGCGAUCACGACCGCCACCGCACGGAACUCGACGAGCUACCGCUUGCGCGGGAGGAUUGUUUCCGCGACGAGGACGCGUCGACGGCUCUGAAGAUGGACUGGGCGUCGUGCUACGUGCCGCACAGCGACCACGACGCGCACUUCGGGGUCGCCGACCCCGGCGUCAUCGGCGUGGCGGACGGCGUCAGCGCGUACAGCGCGAAAGGCGUGGACGCGGGCGCCUUCUCUCGGAGCCUCAUGGCGAGCGCCUACAAAGACGCGCUGGAGACGGCGCCCAGGGCCAUCUGCCCCUACACGGUGCUGCAACGGGCCUACGAGGGCGCGGCCUCGUCGGGCGUGCCAGGGGCGUCGACGGCGGUCCUUCUCUCGCUCGUCGGGGACACCCUCAGGUGGGCCAACGUGGGCGACAGCGGCUUCGCCGUGCUCCGCGGCGGCGCGAUCGUGCACCGCUCGCGGCCGCAGCUGGCCCGCUUCAACUGCCCGCUCCAGCUCGCCGCUAAGGGCGCCGACAGUGUCACCAAGGCGGAGGUGGGCGAGACCCCGGUGAGGGGCGGCGACAUCGUGGUGGUGGCCACGGACGGGCUGUUCGACAACAUGUUCGACGCGGAACUCGAGCGCGUCGUGCGGAUAGGCACGGCGCUGGGCUUCUCGCCCAAGAACAUGGCGGACAUCAUUGCCGGCAUCGCCUACGAGAUGUCGUGGAGCAAGGUCAAGGACUCGCCGUUCAGCGUCGGCUACCGGAAGCAUACGGGGAGUCAACGGUGCGGCGGGAAGCAAGAUGACAUAACCGUCGUCGUCGCCUUCAUCGUCUCCACUCAGCUGGAGGGCGUGGGCGUGGGCGUCGACAAGGUUGAAGAUGAUGCAGCUUCAAAUUCUAACUGGAUGGAUCAAGUCAAGAUGAAGAAAAGGGCAUACGAACUUAAGAACGUGUCUGGGCCAUCUCUCGAUGCAAAAAGCGAUUCCGUCGACAGUGGAAAUCGGCGUACAGUGCAGCGUUCCAAUUCCGGGCCGAUUUCUAGUGCGAGAGGUAGUUGGUAUUGAAUUAGCAAAUAUGCGUGUGCGUUACAAUAGAAAAAAUAUAUUACAUGCCCUUAUGUCAAUAAAACAUGGCUAAAGUCCCAUCAUAAAUACAUAUCUUGUAUGUCAACACCACGUCACACCGUGUCGCCAUUUAUACUCCUUCCGACCCUCGUCGAUAAUGAGAGUGUUCAAACCCUUCUCACCUCUAGUUAAUGAACUUAUACUACUUAAUGUCCAGUAGGUAGUCAUGGAGCAGCCAGACUGCUAGCAACAACAACAAAAGCGAAGGGCUAGGCACGCCCAUGGGUGCACCCAACAACCACGAACACGCCGCCGGCGAAGGCCGACAAGAGGGUUACACAUUAUUAUAAACGAAAAAACUACAGUUUUACUAUUUUUCAGUCAUCUGUUUUUGAAUUCGCUUCAGGUCGAAUUUUGUGACCGUCUGAUUCGACGCGGAUCUCAGCGCACCGCUGUGCCUCAAUUAUUCUUAUGCCCAUGUGCGUGUUGGGCUUCGUUCGGGUCGACGGCCCUGUGGCACAGUUGGCGUUGCAUAGCGGAGCAGGUGAGGAGAGGUAGCGCCGUGGCGGAGGCGUUGGAGGAAGGCGCCUAAUCGCCGAGCAGCGGCAGGGUCUGGCGGCGAGCAGCGCUGGACGGAGGGAACCUUGCUGCGGGCAGCAGCGGUAGGAAGGAGAGACGAUGGUAUGGAUUGGGGAUCAGCGGAACUCUACCGACGGGCUCAUCAACUGCUCGUCAUGGGGGGCCCUUGAGCUCCCCUGCUCAGCCUGCUACCAUUUUUUUGUGGGUGUUACUUAAUUAUUUAAUUGCACGGUUCAGAGUUUGAAGAUGUUACUUAGGAACAACCAGAAUCGUUCGAUGAUUCUCUGAAAAAAAAGAACCGCUUGAUAUUAUAGAAGAUAGGUGUCGACCAUUGCUGACUUUUGAUUGAAAGGGCAGCGGGUUUUUAGGGUACAACAUAGUGUGAAGACACACAAUACCAGAGAGCAAGGUGCAUCAAUCUCUGAGAGAUCAUCAAAGUUCAGUUCGACUACUGUACGACAUGUCGCCUUCUGACAUCAGCUGAACACCGCUAUAACUAAAUGCCAGUCUAUGGUUGGCUUGGCCAGCUAUCCCUGAAUAACUGGAGAAGGCAGGUCACUAGUUUGGGUAUAAUCUAGUUUGAGUACUAAAUAGAAGUGUAUGUACACAGUAAGGUCUUUGUUCAGGUUCAGAGAUACUUGUACUGUUUAGGUUUCAGAGAGAUUUGCAAAGCAUUAACUGAAUUUAGGAUUCUUGUGUCCACGGCCAAGGUCCUAUUAGGACAAAAGGCCAAGGUCACUAGUUUAUUUUUUUACAUCUUUCUUUCAGUGUUAUAAUCAGUCAUCUUUCUCUCUAUCAUUGGUAAUUCA